Microthlaspi erraticum is the source of this 2013-nucleotide messenger RNA. Lineage: Eukaryota; Viridiplantae; Streptophyta; Magnoliopsida; Brassicales; Brassicaceae. The record is from the annotation of a GenBank genome assembly.
AUGACCCGUGAUGACAUAUACUCCACGAUCGUAUACUCUCUGCUAUUGAUCACCGUCUGCUUCGCCACUCCCAUCUCCGGCGGCGACGGUGAUGCGGAUGCUCUUUUGAAGUUCAAGUCAUCUCUAGCAAACGCCACCGUUCUUGGCGGAUGGGACUCCGGUGAUCCACCUUGCUCCGGGGAAAGAGGAAGCGACUCCAAAUGGAAAGGAGUGAUGUGUUCAAACGGCACCGUUUUCGCGCUCCGGCUUGAGAACAUGAGCCUCUCCGGCGCGCUGGACGUGCAAGCGCUCGGGUCGAUGCAUGGGCUCAAGAGUGUUAGCUUUAUGCGUAACGGCUUCGAAGGUCUGGUGCCACGUGGACUUGACAGGCUUGUCUCGUUGGUGCAUCUAUACAUAGCCCAUAACCAGUUUUCGGGUGAGAUUGACGGGGAUUUGUUUGACGGAAUGAAGAAUUUGGUGAAGGUUCAUCUUGAAGGAAACCAGUUUUCCGGUAAGAUUCCGAUGUCGUUGGGAAAAUUACCGAAGCUCACUGAGCUGAAUCUCGAGGGCAAUAUGUUCACCGGGAGCUUACCGGCGUUUAAACAGAAGAAUCUCGUUACGGUUAACGUUGCUAAUAAUCAAUUAGAGGGUCGAAUUCCCUUAACUCUUGGGCUCAUGAACCCCACUUUCUUCUUAGGAAAUAAGGGGCUGUGUGGACCACCUUUGCUUCCGUGUAGAUACACUCGUCCGCCGUUGUUAACGGUGUUUCUACUUGCCAUCACCGUUCUUGCCGUCUUGGUUCUCAUCACUGUCUUUUGUUCCGUUUGCAUUCUCGGCCGUCGUCAACGCCAAAGCCAAACCCCCAACCACGGCCACGGCCUCGGCGUAAUAUACGGGCAAACCGAGCAACACAGUGAGAAGAGCUCGCAGGACUCGAAGGUCUACAGGAAACUAGCCAAUGAAGCUGUGCAGCGAGAUUCCACAACAACAACAUUAUCCGAGGGAGCUCCGUCCCCAGACGAAGACAAACGAGGCGAUCAGCGGAAGCUACAUUUCGUUCGAAAUGAUCAAGAGAGGUUCACGCUCCAGGACAUGCUCCGUGCCUCAGCGGAGGUUCUUGGAAGCGGCGGAUUCGGAUCUUCGUACAAGGCGGCUUUGACUAGCGGCCGUGCGGUGGUCGUGAAGCGGUUUAGGUUUAUGAGCAAUAUCGGGAGAGAAGAGUUCUACGAUCAUAUGAAGAAGAUCGGACGGUUGUCUCACCCUAAUCUCCUUCCACUGGUCGCCUUCUACUACCGAAAAGAGGAGAAGCUUCUCGUCACCAAUUACAUUCCCAAUGGCAGCCUCGCCAAUCUCCUCCACGCAAACCGGACACCGGGUCAGAUGGUUUUGGAUUGGCCGAUCCGGUUGAAGAUUGUGAGAGGAGUUACGAGAGGUUUGGCUUAUCUCUACAGAGUGUUCCCGGAUCUGAAUCUCCCUCACGGCCAUCUCAAAUCUUCCAAUGUGUUGCUUGACCAUGACUUCGAGCCGCUCCUAACGGACUACGCUCUCGUUCCGGUGGUGAACAGGGAACAAUCGCAGCAGUUCAUGGUGGCUUACAAGGCGCCGGAGUUCACUCAGCAGGACCGGACCUCGAGAAGGUCCGAUGUGUGGAGCCUUGGGAUUUUGAUUCUCGAGAUUCUGACGGGGAAGUUCCCGGCAAACUAUCUCCGGCAAGGGAAAGGAGCUGACGACGAGCUGGCUGCUUGGGUUGAGUCGGUAGCGAGGACGGAGUGGACGGCUGAUGUGUUUGAUAAGGAGAUGAAAGCAGGGAAAGAGCACGAAGCGCAAAUGCUGAAGCUGCUCAAGAUUGGGUUGAGAUGCUGUGAUUGGGACAUAGAGAGGAGAAUUGAGCUUCACGAGGCUGUUGAUCGGAUAGAAGAAGUUGAGAGAGACGCAGGUGGUGGUCAAGAGAGUGUUCGAUCUUCGUACGUGACUGCUAGUGAAGGUGAUCAUCGUUCUUCAAGAGCCAUGACUGAGGAGUUCUCGCUAAUGUGA